Aplosporella prunicola CBS 121167 is the source of this 14335-nucleotide messenger RNA. RefSeq lists its product as uncharacterized. Gene Ontology annotation, cellular component: cytoplasm. The record is from RefSeq and is a predicted model, not a curated record. Bases 184 to 14142 code for a protein of 4652 amino acids. The transcript is spliced from 2 exons. Lineage: Eukaryota; Fungi; Ascomycota; Dothideomycetes; Botryosphaeriales; Aplosporellaceae. Gene Ontology annotation, biological process: secondary metabolite biosynthetic process; amino acid activation for nonribosomal peptide biosynthetic process. Gene Ontology annotation, molecular function: phosphopantetheine binding; catalytic activity.
GCGGGGUGCUGUGCAUUGUGCAUGCCCAUUGAGAUGAACGGCUACCUAGGUACCGUGGGGUGGCGGCGGCGGCGGCGGCGGAGGUGGUGAGCUCUUCUUUCAUAUGCCAUUCGUCUUAUCUGAUCUAUCUCUGUCUUGUCUCAUUUUGAAGCUCUUCCCGCCCUGCCAGCCAUCCCAUUGUCCAUGUCUUCUACCGUUUUCCCCUCAUUCGAUACGCUUUAUCGCCAGCCCUUAUCGGGGUCUGCAGCCGCCGCCUCACAAAAUGAUACCCCAGUGCGCAUUGCUACCAGCGAAGCGAGCUUUGCCCGAGGUGACACCCUCUUGACCACCGACGCCAUAGUUGAGGCCUAUGCACGUGUGGUCGCUGCUGUGACGGGUGAAGAGGAGGUAGCUUUCCGCUACUCUCUUCCACCGGCUUCUGAAGCUGGAAUAGCCAUUGCUGCACUUGAUAAUGCUGAAGAGCUUGGGACCGGCAUUGAUAGCAAGAGGGCUUGCUCUAUAAACUGCUACCCGGCAUCUUCCAAUGAAUGCCUAAACGUCCAAACGGAUUUUGCUCUCGAGGUCCUUGCUCAUGGAGAAACCUCGAGCAUCUUGCAGUUGCCUUUCAUCUUCCGCGUGGAGCUAGGAAAUCAAAUUGCCCUCGGACUCUCCUUCUACCGGCACCUCGUGUCUGACGUGAUUGCAGGCUCUAUUCUCAGAUCAGCUGCAGAGUAUUUUGUGAAACGUUCUUAUUUGCGGCCUCUGGGAAUCUCCCCACAUCUAGUUCUGUCCGCACUGAACUACCCAUCCCUCAACAGGCCACCCCGCCUCCACGAGGAUCUUGACGAAGGAUAUAAUGAGGAUGGACCGGCGCUACUCCAUGGUGCGUUCAUGAGAAGAGCAAAGACGAACCCCGAUAGGCCGGCUCUGGAUUUUCUCUCGUCUCUGCCCUCUGGAGACUCUCCUGCCAGCCAUGAUAUUCUCAAUUAUGCCGAGCUUGAUUGUCUUACCGAUGCCUUGGCCGCUUUCAUGAGGAAUAGAGUACCUUUGGAGGGCAGGCAACCGAUUAUCCCUGGGCUCAUGUCAUCGUCAGUUGAGCUCUAUGUAUCCUGGCUUGCAACAUUGAAGACCGGCUUUGCUUUUUGCCCAAUCUCCCCAGAUGCUCCGACCAGCCAGGUGCUCUAUCAAUUUCAAGAUGUAUCUGCCUCUUUGGUAUUGAGUCGAGGGUCUGAGGCCAAUGCACUCACUGGAGAACUGGAUCAUGGAUACGAUUGGAUAGAUGUGGCGGCCUUCAUUCAGCAGUGGCGGGCUUCCCCGACGACCAAGAGUACUGUUGAUUAUACUCAAGCCCUUGACGAGAAUGACCUUGCAUAUGUCAUGUACACCAGUGGAUCUACUGGCGUCCCCAAAGGCGUCAAGGUUUCACACCUUGCGGCUACAUGCACGAUAACAUCUAGUUCCGUGUAUUUGACACAAAGGGCCUCUCAGAACCCAUCUCGCUGGUUCCAGUUCGCCGCACCAACUUUCGAUCCUUCUAUUUUAGAGAUUUUUGUCACAUUUUCAACUGGAAAUACACUCUGCUCGGCGGAGCGUGAAGCAAGCCUCACUGACCCCGAAGCAACCAUUACAGAGCUUCAGGCGACUGUGAUGAUGGCCACGCCUUCCAUGGCUGCCAUCCUGAACCCGGAUAAGGUCCCGACUCUGAAUGAUCUCUGGGCCAUGGGCGAACCCCUGAACCGAAAGGUCAUCGAGGGAUUCUCUUCGGACUCGCCUGCAUACAUUGAGCGAAAGGCAAAGACAGCCACAGAUCCUAGUGGUGUGGGCCUUCUCAAUGCAUAUGGUCCUACUGAGGGCACUAUCAUUUGCACUCUGGUCGCCGAUUUUUCUGUCACUGAUAGGGGAUCGAUCAUUGGAAAGCCUUUGCCAACCUGUUCCAUGUUCAUCAUGGACCCUUUACUGAAGAUCCCAACGUUGAUGCCCCUGGGAUUCCCUGGUGAACUCAUCAUCGGCGGACCUCAAGUCGGCACGGGCUAUCUGAACCGGCCAGCCGAAACCGAGAAGGCCUUUGUUUUCAGUGACCAAUACGGCAAGCUCUACCGUACCGGUGAUCGAGCCAAAAUUGUUGAAGACCGAGAUGGGAACUUCACCAUCGAGAUCCUUGGCCGUAUCACGAUGGAUCAAGUCAAGCUUAGUGGGCGGCGCGUUGAGCUUGGUGACAUUGAGAACGUUAUCGCCAGGGUGGAGGGUAUCAGAGAUGCCGUGACUGUUGUGCAUAAGCCCAUUGGCGGCGGCUAUGGCAGUGAACAGGUUGUAGGAUGCGUGCUCCCACAGCUAGACGCUGACCAAGUUGAGUUGGCCAGUUCAUGCCAGGCCGUGGCGAAACAGUGGCUCCAGCCCCAUAUGCAUCCUUCAAAGUAUUUCUUCCUGGAACAAAUGCCUCGAUCUCGUAAUGGCAAGAUCGAUCGCAAAGCUCUAGUCAAUCUUGUUGAGGAACUUUGGACCAAGCCUGAUUCAGACUCUACAGAGGAAGCCGAAGACGACGAAAUUUUAGAUGAAAGGAUUCAGCCCAUGGUCCUCGAGGGGGUUGCGGAUGUAUGCAAUGUCUCCGGCGCAAGUAUUAGACUUUCGGCAGAGCUUCUUUCCUAUGGUUUCGACAGUCUCCGUGCGAUGCACUUUUUGCAAAAGGCACGCGAAGCUAGGCUCCGCGGCCUCACUGUUGGCGAUGUUGUUACAUGCCGCACAUUCCGAGACCUGGUCAUCAAGUACAUUGAGUCAUCUAAAGCCGAACAGCAAGACACCUCGGUGAUUACAGAUCUCGCUUCCAGAGCAUGGAAAGAAACCGUUGCUUCGUUCCGUGACAAGCACGAAGCAAAUUGCUCUGCGUAUUUGAACGUCUCAGCAAACGACAUCGAAAUGAUACUUCCCACUACUGCUACACAGUCUGGUAUGCUUGCAAGCUUCUUGCGUAGCAUGGUCGACACUUCGUUGGUUAAGCACUACAUCCACCACUCUGUCUACGAGGUUGCGGCUGGCCACAACAUUGACGCUGUGGGCGAUGCCUGGGUACAGGUGCUGCAGAGGUGCGAUGCAUUCCGCAUUGUAUUCGACUCGGUCGAUGAUGACUUAGCACCUUUUGCGCAGUGUGUACUGUCACCCACUUGCCCCCUUGCCCAGAUCGUCGUCAAGUCCUACAUUUGCCGCGUGGAGAACGAUCAUGACAAACUAGUCGCUAAGGCAUUGGGGGAUGCUGAGGCUUCCAUCAGUUUGGACAAACCUCCUUUCAGCCUCGCCAUUGUACAAUCUUCCAGCCGCAGCACUGUCGUUCUCAGCUUGUUUCAUGCUAUCUUCGACGGAGGCUCUUUGCAGCUGUUGGUGAAGGACGUAGAGGACCAAUAUCAUCAUUGGGAUUCCGCACCUAGGACUCAGGUGGAUGUGGCAGUCGCACGCCACUUCCAGUCUGACCGCCAACAGGCCAAGAAUUAUUGGCUCCAACAAUUGGAGGGAUUCACUCCGAGUGUUUUCCCUUCCUUAUCUCUCUCGCAACCAGCCUUCCUACCAAAGAGCCCUAGUGUUUCAACGGUACUAGCCAAGAGCAACAUGAAGGAUCUGUUGCUUGCGUCCAAGGCGUCUCAUAUAUCUUCCUUGGCCGUGCUACAAACUGCUUGGUCUCUCAUCCUGUGUGCUUACACAGCAAAGGAUGAUGUAGUUUUUGGCAGUGUUAUCUCAGACCGAUACAGUCAGGAGACGGCGGAUUGUCUCGCGCCGACCUUUGUGACCGUCCCAAUCAGGGUAUCGGCCGGAUCAGCGGAACUUACUGCAGUAGACAUCGCAAAGCGCAUCACAAGCCAGAAUUCUGAUGCUCUGCACAACCUCCAUACACCUCCAAAUUCUCUCGCCACCUCUGAAGGUCGGUUGCCUUACGAUACUCUGAUCGCUUUUCAGAGUUUCUCCGGUGCGGCGAAGAAUAGUGGCCUCUGGACUUCGAUCGACUAUCCGCCCAUGGGCAAUGAUUUUGCUACUAUGAUUGAGGUCUGGCCCACGGAAAACGGUCAAUUACUUCUGAAGGCUACCUACGAGUGCAAGCAUCUGGACGAUGUUGCGGCUGAAACCAUGCUCAAGCAACUCGAUGACGCUAUUUGCUUCGUUCUUGAACAUCCCACGAGACCUUUCCUUGAUGGCCGCUUUAUCGGAAGACAGGAGCUCCUCUCUGCUUCGGCGGAAAUCGUUUCUCCUGAGGAUACAAAUGAGACCAUGGUUCUUCACUCGCCAUUUGAGAAGCAUGCGCAAGAGAGCCCUGAAUCUUUGGCUCUAGAUUUCUACUAUGGCUGUGAUGACUCCGCGGAGCGUGUCCGCUGGACAUAUGCCGAGUUAAACGAGAGAGCCAAUAACCUGGCCCUGCAUCUAGUCAAGCGAUUAGGCAGCCUCAAGGAUCGUGUGGUUCCUAUCUGCAUGGAAAAGUGCCCCGAGCUCUAUGUGGCCAUUUUGGGUAUCGUAAAGGCCGGAGGUGCAUGGUGUCCCAUUCACCCCGACUUUCCUCCCCGCAGACGCCAUGAUUUAAUCGAGAGGACUGACGCUACCCUUGUCCUCGUUGCGCAUGCUACAGAAGAGCUGGACCCUGCUUCAGUACCUCAAGGUGUCGAAACAUUAGACAUCACCGGCUGUCUUCCUGCACCCGAGGAAUCUUCCGCGCUGCCAACGGUCGAGCCAGAGAACCUUGCAUACUUGAUCUUCACAAGCGGAACCACUGGCCCACCGAAGGGAGUUCCUAUCGGCCACAAGGCUGCUGCAUCGGCGAUGCGGUCACUCAGCAAGACGAUCCCCUACGACACAAAGACCGGCGUUGUCCGCUUCCUUCAAUUUGCUCAGUAUACAUUUGAUGUUUUUGUCCAAGAUCUCUUCUACACUUGGCGCAUUGGAGGAACCGUGGUGUCUUCAUCCAGUGACCUUAUGCUUGAUUCCUUUGUACGAUUGUCAAACUUCACGCGCGUUACACAUGCGCACCUGACACCUGCCUUUGGCAGCGCUGUGUCUCGCGAAGAGAUUGAGACUUUGGAAGUCAUUACCAUGAUCGGGGAAAAGCUGACACAACCUGUUGCGGAUGAUUGGGGCACCAAUAUGCGCGGUUACAAUACUUACGGUCCCGCCGAAGCUGCUGUGGUCUCGACUGUCCAGGAAUUUGGCCCCAACCCAGAGCAUAUCAAGAGCUCCAAUGUAGGAGUACCUCUGGAAACGGUUGGCGCGUAUGUCAUUCAAGACGGACGAGUCGUCAUGCGAAACGCUAUUGGAGAGCUAGCCCUUGCUGGUGAUCAGCUUUCUCAAGGAUACUGGAAAGAUGCGGAUAAGUCCGCCGAGAAGUUCAUAAUGAGCGAAAGCCUGGGUCGGACGCUUUACCUCACCGGUGACCUUGUCAGACAACUCGGAGAUGGCUCCAUCGACUUUGUUGGCAGAGAUGACGAUCUCGUUAAAAUUGGUGGCCAGCGUGUCGAGCUAAGUGAGAUUGCGUAUUUCUUGCGGUCAAGCCAUCCGGCUGUGCAGCAAGUCGAAGUACUCUAUCUCGAAUCCCAAAAGCGAGCCGGCAAGAUGAUUGUCGCCUUCCUUUCCGUUCCUGUAUUUGACAAUGCGGUGGCCAAGUUCACUCCUGUCACCACUUCAGAAGCGACAAAGCUUAUCGAGACGGCGCGAGACAGCGCUCGGCGGCUGCUCCCUGGCCACAUGAUUCCAGAUGUCUUCAUUGUCUUGCCUAAGAUGCCUCGCACACCUUCUGCUAAGGUCGAUCGGCAUGUUCUGAAGCAGAUCUGCUGCGACUUUGAGGCUUCCUUGGUUGACGAAGUCGCUGCGGAUGAGCUGGACGACGAUUGGAGAGAGACCAAUCCUGUUCUUGUCGAUGUCAUUGCUCAGACCACGGGAGUCUCGAAAGGAUCUAUCAAACCUAAUGGCUCUCUCGUGGCACUUGGGAUUGAUUCCCUCGGUGCUAUCAGGCUCGCUGCAAAAAUGAACUCCUGCAACUACACACUGUCAGUGCUUGACGUUCUCAGGUGCAAGACUAUCUCCGACAUUGCCACCUUCACAAGCUUGAAGCAGUCGCGGAAGGCACUGCAGCAGGGGAUGCAGGAUUUCCACCGUGAAUGGUACGAGACCGUGGCCGAAUACCUACAAACUCGUGAUCUCCGGGUCGCGCCAGCGAGCUUCCUCCAAGAGAGCUUGCUUGGAGAGUCUAUGCGUAACCCCGAGACUUACUGGAGCAACCACUUCUUCGAGCUUGACGCUAAAAUCGAUCUCGAGCGUCUGCGUGAUGCUUGGCAUCAUCUUGUCGCAGAGACGGAGGCUUUGAGGGCUGGUUUCAUCCCUAUCGCUGCAAUUGCCAACCCACCUGCUUCGAAGAACCCCAACUCGACUUUCUUGCAGGUCAUCUAUGAUGACGCCGAAGUCGAUUGGAAAAUCCGGGAGGUUCAAUCUGAAACCAUUGCCAGCAAAGCCAAGAACGUUGCAGCUACCAUUGCACAGCAGCGCCAGUCGGCCUUCUUCCGCAACUCGCCCUGGGCUGUCACAAUCCUGCAGGACGGUGGUUCCCGGACAAUGAUGCUGACAAUCCAUCACUCUUUGCACGAUGGGCCCGCUCUAGACUACAUGCUGGCUGAUCUGGGUGCGAAAUACAAUGGUUCCUCCAUAAAGCCAAGAUGCCAUUUGCUCGAAGCACUGGCCAUUGCAAAGUCGGAAACGAGCUCAGAGGAUGUUGAUGCUUUCUGGAGAAAGGAGCUCCAAAAUUUUGCGGCUGAGGAUGUUAUCAAGCCUGAAAGCCCUCAAGCAAGUGCUGAAGCCGCCAAGCAAACAAAGAUGAGAAGCCACGAAAUUGUCUUGGAGACUUCUAAGCAAGAACUGCAGAGUGCCGCCCGACGCCUCUGCGCCAACUCGAUGAACACGCUCAUCCGCACGGCAUGCGGCUUCAGCCUGGCGGAGCUUCUCGAAGUCCAGAAUGUUGUCUUUGCGGAGGUCCUUUCUGAUCGCAUUAUUGACUCCAAGCUGCAAGAAGCUGUAGCCCCUCUGAUCUCCGUUGUUCCUGUGCCGUUCAGCGCUACUGGAAAUACUAAAGACUUGGUUGCGGAACAGAGCAGGAUUUCUCGAGCAACCUGGGAACAUCGCCAUGUAAGGCCUGCUACUGUGCGUCAGAUUAUCAGGCGUCCUCAGGACCAGGCGCUCUACCCGGCGGUUUUUGUUUUCCAUCCAGAGGGUCAUGCGGAUGCUGAGACACCUCCUGUCCCUUGGAAGGCUCUUGAUGAUCUCGUUGGACUAAAUGUCGAACACACUAUCGCCUUUAAUGUGUGGCAGAAUACCGAGCAAAAGAUCGUCCUUGAAUUUUCGGCUGCAGACGACAUCAUGACGCGCCAGCAUCAGGAGAUAUUUGUCCGCCAGAUCGACGCACUUCUUGCCGCUAUGGUCGAGCAUCCGGAAAGCCCCAUCGCGGACCUCCCUGAUUUCUUCCCAGUCGAACUCAGAUCGGUGACGCCUCGCCGUCCCAAUACCACAUGCCCUGCUGACUACGACCCAACUUGGUGGGUCGAGCACUGGGCCCAGACACAUCCUGACUGGAAGGCUGUCGAGGUCGCGACGCAGACUUGGCCAGACAUAGUCUCGAGUUCUUGGACGUAUAAAGAGCUGGACGACUAUGGAAACCGUGUGGCUGCUUCUAUCAGGAAGCAGGGUGUCGUCAAUGGCACCGUGGCUAUUUGUCUUUCGCGCACGUUGGAGGCUUUCGGCAUUAUCCAUGGUAUCUUAAAGUCGGGAAACACUUAUCUUCCAUUGGAAGAGAGUUUGCCGAAUGAACGCAAGGUCUUCCUUGUCCAGGAUAGUGGCGCUUCAGUGCUGUUCACUACUUCUGAAUUGUUUGAGACGCCAGAUGACUUCCAUGCCAAGGUCUUUGACGUUGAGAGCUCGGAGUUCUGCACUGAACUUGACUCUUUUAGUAGCGAGACUGUUCCCGUAGAGUACCAGCGACAUGCUCCCGCUUAUAUCCUCUACACGUCUGGUUCUACCGGCAAGCCUAAGGGAGUCCUUGUCAGCAGGCAGAAUCUUGCUUCUUUCAUGCAAGCUCAGUCGGAGUUCAUCUGCGAAGUCGUUCCAACAACACCCAGUCUGGCGGGUACUGGUAAAUAUCUCAAUCUGGCCAGCAGAGCAUUCGACGUCCAUAUCGGCGAGAUGUUUCUCGCUUGGAGGCAUGGUCUUACCGCCGUUACAGCCAAGCGGGCACUCCUUCUCGAUGAUCUUGGUGCUGCCCUUAAGAAUCUCAAGGUCACCCACGCCAGCUUUGUGCCUUCGCUUCUUGACCAAGCCGGACUGACGCCAGACGAUGCACCCGAUCUUCACUUCUUGGGCGUUGGUGGUGAGAAGAUGACUGAAAAGACUCGGAAGCUCUGGGGUGGUCAUGAUCGCGUCGGUCUUAUCAACGCUUACGGCCCUACAGAGGUCACUGUCGGCUGCUGUUCCGGUCGCCUGCUGCCUAACUCCGAUCCCAGGAGUAUCGGCAGCCCCUUGGGAGACUCGAUCGGCCAUGUCCUUCGGCCAGGCACCGAACACUACGUGAAGCGCAUGAUGCCAGGCGAGCUCUGCUUCAGUGGAGACCUCGUUGCUAUCGGCUAUCUGAACCGUCCUGAUGCGCAGGGCUUUGUCGAGGACUUCAAUGGGGUCCGGAUGUACAGAACAGGAGACAUUGUGCGUCUGAUGCCUGACAACUCUAUUGAAUUUAUUGGACGAAAGGAUGAUCAAGUCAAGAUCAGAGGCCAGCGCGUCGAGCUCGGCGAGAUUUCUGAAGGCGUGAGAACCUCGUCUCCAGACGCGAUUGAUGUGGCGACGCUUGUGCUGAAGCACAAAGAGCUUUCCCGCCAGCAACUGGUCGCUUUCGUAGCCCGUUCUACGAAGGCCACAAAGGCCAAAAAUAAGCAGCUUGCUUUCUUGGACGAAGAGUUUGACAGUAUUAACGCUCAGCUACGUCCGACAUGCCAGAAGAUCUUGCCGGCGCACAUGGUUCCUGAUCUCAUUUUUCCCGUCACUUCCAUCCCGUUGACUCAAACUUCGGCCAAGGCCGAUGUCAAGCUCUUGGGGGCACUGUUCUCGUCCGUUCCUGUUUCUCGAUUGAUGGCCGGUGCUCAAAAGCCGGGUGUUGCUUCGACGAGCAGCAAUCGGCCUAUGACAACGGAAGAGCAACAGAUUGCGGAAGUACUCAAGACGAUCGUCAACAAUGAGAGCGUGGAAAUGCGGCCUGAUACUUCCAUCUUCGAGCUUGGCAUUGAUAGCCUCAGCGCCAUUAGCUUGUUCAUGAAGCUCAAGGAGAUUGGCUACGAGUGCAGUGUUGCUAAUGUGCUCACGCAUCCCAUGGUCGAGCAACUUGCUCAGCUCCCAAGGAAAGAAGCUGGAGGCUCCAACAUCAACAAGACACGUCAAGAGCUCGCACAAGUCGACGCUGAAUACCGUGCGGAUCCCACUGUUCCCGUCCCUUCCAAUCUGGUCCAGGUUGUCAGGCCGUGUCUGCCCUUGCAAGAAGUAAUGGUCGCUCGAUCUAUCGACAGCGGUGAUGGUGCUGAUUCGUUCUACGUCAACCAUAUAAUGCUAGAGAUCGCUUGUGCUGUGGACAUAUCCAGAUUUUGCAAAGCCUGGAAAGACACUGUCACGGAGAACGAGAUCCUUCGGACCUGCUUCUGGUUCUCUGGCGACCACUUCCGCCAGGUCGUGCUCGAGCCCGAGGCUUGCAAUAUUGAAUGGAACUCGGUCAGGGCACAAGACCAGACCCCUAUCCAGGCACUGUUGGAGAAGGAGUAUCCGCGAAUCCGUACGGAUAUUGUUCAGAACAUUUCCUGCCAGCCGCCAAUCAGGUUUACGUUUGGCGUCUCUCAGGGCGGACAACGCUCUACGCUCCUUGUGUCGGUCCAUCAUGCCCUAUAUGAUGCCGAGUCCCUCCACAUGCUGUUCCAGGAAGUCCAUCGCCGCUAUGAUGGCGUUGUUGCUGAGCCGCGCCCAAGCCUCAACUCCCUUCUUGAGUACAUCGGCUCGCGUGAUAAAGAAAACACGAAGAAGCACUGGCAGUCUUUGUUGAAGAACUGGGAACAGACUCGCCUCAUUGCGCAGCCAGACCAAACAGAAGGCCCGGAACAGGCCAAGGCUGUCAUUCUCAAGCCCAAGGCCUUGGGUACAAGUCUCUCGGCUCUGGAAGCUACGGCAUCCCGUCUCAAGCUGACGGCCGCCGCAGUGAUGCAAACUGCCUUCGGCACAGCGCUAGCCCAGAUGCUCGGCACCAAUGACGUGAUAUUCGGCUCCGUUCUCUCUGGCCGUGCUGUGCCUGUUAAAGAAGUGGAAAACAUCCUGGUGCCCUGCAUCACGACAAUCCCUCAGCGCGUGAACCUGCGCUCCUCGGGCCCGACCCUGCUUGAUGCCUGCAAUGCGUUCCAAAAUCUGAGCUACGAAUCGCUUGAAUACCAGCAUAGCUCAGCUAGGGAUAUCCAAGCGUGGGUCGGUGCGGAUAGGCCGCUGUUCGACUCGCUUUUCUCGUUUAUUAGACCUAGGGGAAAGCCGUUCGACUUCAAGCUCUGGAAGGAAAUUGAGAGCGACAUGCCGAUGGAUUCGUCACUUGCGGUUGAGGUUGAGGCGGACUCGGCGACUGACCAGUUAAUGAUCGGCGUCGGGUGCACACCUUCGUUCGGCGAUGCAGCCAAGGCUAAUGAACUGCUGGAAAAAAUCGAGAUGCUCGUCGAUGCCAUUCUUGGUGGCGAACACCUGAGUCUGGCAGAUAUCGGUAUCUCGACAGAGGCAAGCAGUGAGGUCGCUGCGAGGACCAUUUGGGAUGAGUCUACGUGGUCCGAGCAGGAAGAGGAGGUCAGACGGCUUGUUGCUGGGUUUGCGCAAGUUUCCCCUGAUAAUGUGCGCAAGAAUACGUCUUUCCUCCAUAUCGGUAUCGAUUCUAUCACUGCGAUCAGAUUCGCACGCACGCUGCGCGAGAACGGGUACAAUGUCUCUUCUGCAGAUGUUAUGCGGAACAGCUGUAUCGGAGCCUUGUGUGACAGCUUCAAAAUGUCUGCUCCCAAGAAAACGGAGAUUGCAGCCGGGCAAGGUGCCACGGUUGAGCCAGAGCAGUCGGCAGUGGAUGUUCCGGCGGACUUGGAUCUUUUGGAUGGAGAUAGCGUUGAGGCGAUCUAUCAUUGUACGCCCUUGCAGGUCGGCAUGCUGACACAGACGCUCGGUAUUGAUGGCAGGCUCUAUGUCCAUCACCAUGCUCUCCAUCUUGAGGCUGGCACAGAUGCUACGCGCUGGAAGGAGGCUUGGUAUAAGACCGUUCAGCAACUCGAUGUUCUUAGGACCUCGUUCCAUACAUCAGCUUCCCAGUGGAUUGCGGUUGUCCAUGGCAAGGAACUUUGUCCCUGGAACGAAGUCCAGACCGAUGGCUUUAAGAGCGCACUCCAAGGUCUGCAAGACACAACAAUCUUCACGGAGGCUAGUCAGUUCGGACAGCCUCCCGUUAAGGCUACUUUGUUCACCGAUUCUUCCUCUUCCAUUUUGUUCGUGGUGUCCAUGCACCAUGCGCUUUAUGAUGGCAUGUCUGUUCCUCUCAUUUUCCAGCAGCUAACCGACAACUACCUCCAAUUGCCUAUUUCUGCCUCUACACCAUUCUACAAAGCGGCUCAGAUGAUGCACACAAACAAAGAAGCCGCAGUGACGCACUGGAGCAGCAAGUUGGAAGGAUACAGGAGCAUCAACAUCCCACUUACCGAAGAAGAGCAAAGCAGUGAGCGUCUAAACCUUGCCAGCAUCACAGCAGCCGUUGGCGGUUCUGGAAUUGGGUUCAGCCUGCAGACGAUCGCGCUGCUCGCCUUCACCAAAACCCUCAGCUGCCUGGUCGAACGCAGAGACGUGGCAUUCGGCGUCGUGCUUGCCGGGCGCAACCUGCAGCUCGAAAACGCCGACACGAUCAUCGGCCCAACGUUCAAUACCGUGCCUUACCGCGUCCGCUUGGCCAACCCGCUCUCGCCUAACCAGCAUGAGCUCGAGAAACUCCAGCAGCAGAUGCUCGACGGCAUCGAGUUCCAGCACGCGUCGUUUGUGGACGUGCAGAACCGCUGGCGUCAAGCUGCCGGCGAUGCGACUCUCACGGAUAGUCUGUUCGUUUUCCAGAAGGUUAAUUCGGGCCGCGAAAGUGUCUCGCGGGGGUUGUGGAGGCCAUAUGAGACGGAAGAGGUGUCGAUUCCGUCGGAGUACAGCUUGAACUUCGAGGUGGAGCAAAAUGACAGCGGCUUGGUUGCGAACGCGUACUCCAAGCUUGGGAAGGCCCGCUUGGAAGCGUUUUUGCAAAUGUUUGGGGACGCUGUUCAGGAUAUUGUUGCUAACCCCGGCCGCUUCGUCACUGCGUUCCCAUCGCCCUUGCGCGGUCUGCUGCUGGAGUCUGGAACUAAGGAGGCUGAAGCCAUCAGUUGGGAUGAUAUUGCGGUCCAGCAUUACGCAGAGCCAAUUCGGCACGCCAUGGCUCAGGUUGUGAACAUCUCCGUCGAGAAGAUCGAUCUUUCAACCAAUAUCUUUUCGAUUGGCCUGGACUCAAUUGCCGCUAUCCAGGUUGCGUCCAGAUGUCGUCGCAGUGCGCACAUCAGGAUCAGUGUGGCGGAUAUCAUCCAAGGUGUCACAUUGGGCCGUAUCUGCAAGGUGGUUUACGAAGCGAACAAGGACGAUGACACGGUCGCUCAGCUUACCGCGCCACUUGUCCGACCUGAAGAUCAGGCUUCCGCAAUCGCUCAUCUGGGAGUUGACGAAAACAACGUCGAAGAGGUCCUUCCGGUCCUCGCUGGCCAAGACUACCACCUUGCCGGGUGGUUGGCGUCGGGGCGUACCAUGUACGAACCAACAUGGGCGUUCAACCCCACCGCACGGCUUGACGAGGAACGUCUCCAUCAAGCCUGGCACAAGCUCCAGGAGAGACACUCGAUCAUGCGCACCGCUUUCGCCGCUAUCAAACCUGAGCAAGCCUUCCAAGUGGUCAUGAAGCCGUCGGCGAUCCUCGACGGCACUUUCACCGUCCAAGCCACUGCGACAGACCUUACCGAAACAGCCAAAGAACACAUCAGGCAAGAAGCGCGCAAGCCAUCCACCCUGUUCACGCCUCCGAUCCGGCUGCACCUAAUCCACAGCGCCGAGGAGGGCGACGCCGUGCUCAUCACAAUGCACCACACGACCUACGACGCAUGGACAAUGUCACGACUCGUCGCGGACCUCACAGCCCUCUACAGCGGGCAGGCACUCUCAGCCGAACCCCCGUCCUUCUCCUCCUUCGUGCACCAUACCCACAGCACGCAGCGCGCACACGACCAAAAAGCCUUCUGGCAAACCACUCUCGCACCCUACAGCACCCCCACACUCCUCACGUGCAAAAGCGCCUUCUCGCCCACCAACCCCACAACCUCACAGCACCAGACCUUCCGCAUGCGCCGCACGCGCACCAUCGACCUCGCGCGCGCCGACGCCGCCGCCCGCGCCGCAGGCCGCCACACGCCCGCGCUGCUCGUGGUGGCGUUUGCGCGCGCGCUGGGCCGCGCCUCAGGCGCCACCAGCCCCGUCUUCGGACUGUACGGGCUAGGGCGCGCGGGCGCGUUCGCGCGCGUCGAGGACGUGUCCGGGCCGGCCGUGAACGUGCUGCCGAUGGGGGUAGCGGAAGCGAGGGGGCGAGGAGCGGGCGCGCUGGCCGACGAAGUGCAGCGCGCGUUGGCGGCGCGGAUGCCGUUUGAGCAGAGCCAGCUGCGGGACGUGGUGGGCUGGGUUGGGGCCGGCAAGCCGCUGUUCAAUGCGUGUUUGAACUUGCUGUGGCGCGAUGAGCUGGUGGUGCUGGGGACGGGGGGCGCAGAUACAGAUGAGGGGACGCAGCCGCCGCCGCCGCUGUUGCGGCCGUGGGCGCUGGGUGUGCCGACGGAUUUUGCGGCUGAGGUUGCGGUUGAGGGGGGGACGGCUGUGGAUGCGUUGGAGAGGCGGUUUUUGUCCAGCGAGAACUUGUUUGUCGAUCUUGGGCCGGAUUGGGAGGGGAAUGCGAUUCGCUUCGGCGCGAGGGCCGAUCGUGCGCUGUUGGAUGAGGAGGGGAUGGAGUGGUUUUUGGGGCUGUUGGAGGAGGAGAUUGGGGGGGUUGCGGGGGAGAUGAUGGAGUGAGGCGGGUGGUUGUAGUGGGUUGUGUGUGGGCUUGGUUGUCUUGUUCUUGUGCUGCUUUGUCUUUGAUUUUGAGGUUUUAUAGUCUUAGGGAGAUAGGGUAGGUGCAGGACGAUUUGCAUAAGUACCUUUUUAUUGCAUCGCGUAUUAUUAGUCCUUAAAAACAAGAUAUGUAUAUACACGGCGUAUACUACCU